Sinocyclocheilus rhinocerous is the source of this 1101-nucleotide messenger RNA. Its product is annotated as 2-oxoisovalerate dehydrogenase subunit beta, mitochondrial-like. NCBI's taxonomy places the organism in Eukaryota, Metazoa, Chordata, Actinopteri, Cypriniformes, Cyprinidae. The record is from RefSeq and is a predicted model, not a curated record. The transcript has 9 exons. Gene Ontology annotation, biological process: branched-chain amino acid catabolic process; response to nutrient. Bases 1 to 825 code for a protein of 274 amino acids. Gene Ontology annotation, cellular component: oxoglutarate dehydrogenase complex.
AUGGAGAUGAUGAAGGCUGCAGGACUCCAAACCACUGUUCCCAAACGCUCAGGAGCCGCUGAGACAAAUGUGUCUCACAUUAAACAAGCUACAGUCAGGCAAACAGCUUCCACUAGCUGCCAUCGUAAGGACCGUGUGUUUAACACCCCGCUGUGUGAGCAAGGCAUCGUGGGUUUUGGGAUCGGCGCAGCUGCUGCAGGAGCCACUGCUAUUGCAGAGAUUCAGUUUGCCGACUACAUUUACCCAGCAUUUGAUCAGAUUGUUGUACCGAGAGGUCCGGUCCAGGCCAAGGGUCUUCUUCUGUCCUGCAUCGCUGAUCAAAACCCCUGCAUCUUCUUUGAGCCCAAAAUCCUGUACAGAGCAGCAGUGGAGCAGGUGCCCACAGAAGCCUAUCAGAUCCCGCUCUCGCAGGCCGAGGUGCUGCAGGAGGGCAGUGAUCUCACGCUGGUGGCCUGGGGAACACAGGUGCAUGUGCUGAGGGAAGUGGCUGCCAUGGCACUGGAGAAGCUGGGUGUCUCCUGUGAGCUCAUCGACCUACAGACAAUUUUGCCUUGGGACACAGAGACGGUUUGCAAGUAUGCAGAUGUUUUCGGACAGUCGGUGGUGAAGACGGGUCGGCUGCUCAUCAGUCACGAGGCUCCGGUGACCGGAGGAUUCGCAGCUGAGAUCAGCUCUACGGUUCAGGAGGAGUGUUUCCUCAACUUGGAGGCUCCCAUCAGCAGGGUUUGUGGGUAUGAUACGCCCUUCCCUCACAUCUUUGAGCCCUUCUACAUCCCUGACAAGUGGAAGUGCUUCGAGGCGGUCAAGCGUAUGAUCAACUACUAAAGCAAAGGCGACACAGAUCGAGAACUCGUCCUCCUCUACAUCACCGAACAAACCUGUCAAUAACACCACCAUCACAGCUAACUAGGUUCCUACCUGUAGAUGGGACCAUGUUACCAUGUGUCUAGAGGAUAAACGUGGUUUCUGAACACUAACAUGUGGACUUCACACGGCUGCUGUGCUCUCGCUGUUACCUGGAUGUCACCAUCUUCCGUUUAGUUUUUUCUUAUUAAACUUAAUUGAGGCCGGAUCUUGUGUGUUACUGUUUUAUUGGUGAGU